Messenger RNA from Hippopotamus amphibius kiboko, 3148 nucleotides. RefSeq names its product cell death inducing DFFA like effector b (gene CIDEB). The coding region runs from base 2042 to 2701 and encodes 219 amino acids. Gene Ontology annotation, biological process: regulation of apoptotic process; apoptotic process. Lineage: Eukaryota; Metazoa; Chordata; Mammalia; Artiodactyla; Hippopotamidae. The record is from RefSeq and is a predicted model, not a curated record. The transcript has 5 exons.
CAGGGGCCUGGGAAAGCCCAAAGGCAAAGCGGCAGUGGGCAAGGUGCCUAAUGGUGUCCUGUGCCUGCAAGUUGGCAGAGGGUGAGGCCAAAACAGGGAGGGACGAGGUGGGGCUCCUCUCGACCCUUUCCUGGGGCUCCUCCCUCACCCUGCUGCUUCCCAUCACUAACUCGUCCAGGCAUGUGAGAGGCCGCCUCCCCAGGAAACAGGAUAAACUGAAGGGGUGCAGAUAAGUUUCCCCGGUUGAGUGGGUGAGUAGGGACACUGCCGGAUCCCGCUCCUGGGUCCUGCUUCUGUGCUCAUCCCCCGCUACCCCCACACACACACACACAACCCCAUCACUCUGGUCCCAGUCCUCCCACCCUGCAGCUCUUAUGCUGUCUGGCCACCCUUGCCUACAUUCAGCAGAGAAGGCAACCCAACUCCUCAUUCCCCCAGCUGCUCUAUCUUUGCCUAUUUUCAGACUCCUGACCCUGCUGAGCCCCCCUUUUCCUCAGCUUCCUACCUACCCCUCUCACCUCUUGCCUUGAACCCUGCCCCAGUCAUUCUGCCCUCAUGGCUUUCAGUGGGCUGUCAAUGACAGCUUUCAGUGUAAAGCAUGGGGCUGAGUUCCGAGGGGAAUGGGAGAUGCAUGUGAGGGGCUUAUAGCCUGGUUGAGGAGCCCUAACACACAACCAUGAAGAGGCCACACUAUACAAGGCAAGAAAAAAGGAAAGGGUGCCGUGUAGAGACAUACUGAAAAGAAGCCCUCUCUGGGUGGAGAGGCUGGGCAAAGCUUGGAAAUGAAGAAAUUUGGUAGAUUGAUAAAAUUGAGGGGAGAGAGGAAAAAGGCUUCUGCCCAGUCAACAGCCAGAAGGGGGUUCCUUGGGAGCCAGAACACCAGUAUUGUCUCAGUUUGGGUUCCCUCCAAAGCAGAGCCUGAGUCGAGGGCAUGGGUACAGGUAAUCCUGUAUUUGGGAGGUCAGCUCAGGAAGCAGGAGUGAGGGAGCAGGGAAAGAGAGGGAAGAGGAAAGCCAACACGAGUGUGUUGUUGAGUUCCUUCAGUGGGCAUCGGGAGCCUCUGAGUGUGCAGAAUGCCUUCCAGAAAGACAGAAGACGGGCGUUGAUGCAGAAACUUAUGCUCAUGUGAGAGAUUCACUGACAGUGAGAGUCUGCACUUCCACACAAUUGUUCAUCACAACUGCAGCUGAAAUCAGAGGUGGGACACGGGGCACCGAAAGCUGAAGUCCUGAUGCCAUCAAAGGAUGCAUCCCCUCUUCCCCCAUCCACAUCUCUCUCUCUUCAUGCCUAUUAAGUGGCCAAAGAGAAAGGCGCGAGAGUGACUAAUCCAGUGCAGCUGAAGCAGGCAGUUCUGGAGAAUAAAGCCAGAGAAAUGUUGAGCCAGCCCCUCCCCUAGUCCACAGAGGGGAGAGCAGGAGAGCAGGAAGACCAGGGUCCCAGACAGGAUCCUGGUGAUCCUGGAUCCAUGGAUCAGGACCCAUCCUCCUCUCACACCCGACCCAGGCGCGGUGCCUGGAGGUGUCCUAUUUUCUCCAAGCCCUGCCCAUCCUCAGCACCGCCUCCCUGUUCCUAAAACUGCAGUUCAUGGCUUUUUCAGUAGGUGGCAGCACAUAGAGAGCAAAUCACACAAUGCAGCCUCACAUAGACUGGGAGCCAGAAAUUGGCCUUAGAGAUUCCCUCCAUAUAAAGAAAAACUCCAGAGAUAACAUUCCAUCCAGUUACAUAGUUCCCAUUUAGCCUCACAUCACAGCCACCACCAGAGACACACACACACUUCCGUGGCUUUUGCUGGGCAUCUCUGGGCCUUGAUUCUUUCCCCACGACCCCACCUAGGCCCCUCCCUCCUCCCUCCCCUUGGACUUUGCCCUUCUUACUGGCCAGGCAGGGGGGCCAGAGUCCAGGCUUGACUCAUCCCUCACCUCACUGGGACGGAGAUCCCAGCUCCGUAACAGAAAACACCACCGCUUCAGCUCCAACCCAGCAGAGAACCACCCAGCCCAGAACUCCCAGAGAGGCAACUCUCCUGCUCCUUCCCUUCACCAUGGAGUACUUCUCUGCCCUGAACCCCAGCGGCCUGCUCAGGUCCGUAUCCAACAUGAGCUCCGAUCUGGGCCGUAGGGUCUGGACCUCGGCUCCACCACCCCAGCGACCUUUCCGCGUCUGUGAUCACAAGCGGACCACCCGGAAGGGCCUGACGGCCGCCACCCGCCAAGAACUGCUAGACAAGGCAUUGGAGACUCUGAUGCUGAGUGGAGUGCUAACGCUGGUGCUGGAGGAGGAUGGGACCACAGUGGAGAGUGAGGACUUCUUCCAGUUGCUGGAGGAUGACACAUGCCUGAUGGUGCUGGAGUUGGGACAGAGCUGGAGCCCCAGCAGGAGUGGGGUGCUGUCAUAUGGCCUGGGUCGGGAGAAGCCCAAGCACAGCAAGGACAUCGCCCGCAUCACCUUCGACGUAUACAAGCGAAACCCUCGAGACCUCUUUGGCAGCCUGAACAUCAAAGCCACGUUCUACGGGCUCUACUCCAUGAGCUGUGACAUUCAAGGACUUGGCCCAAAGAAAAUACUCAGGGAGCUGCUCCGAUGGGCCUCCGCACUGCUGCAAGGCCUGGGCCACAUGCUGCUAGGAAUCUCCUCCACCCUUCGUCAUGCAGUGGAAGGGACGGAGCGGUGGCAGCGGCAGGGUCGCCUCCGCGCCUACUGAGAAGGGGCUCUGAGCUUCUGCCCCUAGACUCAUUCCAAGGGAUAAGCUGUAAGGACUGUGACGGCGUCAAGUUGGGGGCCUACACACCGUGCAGACUCGCUAACUCACCUGAUUUCCCCACUGUCUUCUGACCCUAUAGUGACAGGCCCAUCAGCCUAACGCCUUCUACCCCGGCCUAUACCCAUUCCUGAAGAAUUCUAUCCACUCUUAGCCAUCUUUUCAGCCUUCCACUCACCCUGAAAGGCCACAGCCUGUCCGCAGGCAUCUGGAUCCCACCCUGAUUGCUGCUACAUCUAGAAGUCCUCACCACUCUCAUCCCCGCCUUUCCUAAGCGCCCCAGUGCCCUAAAGAGAGUCCUCUCUAACUUUACCUUGAGAUUUCUAUUUUUCUGUACGCUUCCCCCUGAAAAUAACAAAGGUGUUUCCAAUAAAAAUAUAAAAAUGUUUA